This is a messenger RNA of Striga asiatica, 357 nucleotides long. The record is from the annotation of a GenBank genome assembly. NCBI's taxonomy places the organism in Eukaryota, Viridiplantae, Streptophyta, Magnoliopsida, Lamiales, Orobanchaceae.
AUGGCCGCCACCUCAGCAUUAUCCAUGGCGGUUCCGCUGGUCCGAGCUAGCCAGAAGCCGCAGCAGAUCUCCGGCACCUUCUUCAAGCCGCUUCCCCUGCGGCCGUCCAAGGCGGCUCCGGCGGCGGCCGGCAAGUUCCAGGUCAGGGCUUCGUUGAAGGAGAAGGCCAUCACCGGGUUGACCGCCGCCGCGUUGACCGCGUCCAUGGUGGUUCCGGACGUGGCGGAGGCGGCCAGCGGCGUCUCGCCGUCGCUGAAGAACUUCCUGCUGAGUAUAGCCGCCGGUGGAGUUGUUGUGACCGCCAUUAUUGGUGCCGUGAUAGGCGUGUCCAACUUCGAUCCCGUCAAGCGGAGCUGA